CCUCACAGGUUGUGGCUCUGUGCUCGCCCGCCGUACACCAAUGAGCAGUCGAUAAAAUUGCAGGGAAGUUACCGGUGUUUAUUUACGGGAAGUGUUUGAAUAAUUGUGUCAGGUAUCGCCUACUGGUGAGAAACAACUCGGAUGGUUGCUUCAGUUCAGCCUCCGUGUUAGGUGGCGAUUAAAGUCGCAUCUUAAAGCCACGACUCAGGGAUGCAGGUGGCUGCUAAAAGGCUCAGUCGGUGCACGGACCUGUUAAUUAAAGUGUAAUUUUGCGAAAAUCUGCUCGGUCAAGAUAACCUUUCGUGUGCAGUCCGCCGAAUUUACUGGGACAUCCGGGUCACAGCUUUUACAGGGUGUUUGUGUAAACAAGCUGUUGUCCCACUGCAAAGUUCGCUUCAACGGAGCUGCCACACAGGGAAGUCCUCUCAUUCACAUCAGACCUGGAGUGUGGAAAUAACCUGCCGACAAAAUGAACCAGAUCGGGAGGUCGCAGAUGUUGCUGGUGUUGGUGGGGUCUGUGCUGGUCACAGGUGUGGCUUGUAACUGUGUACCACGGUGUCAAAAUGGUGGCCAGUGUCGUCAAAAUAUUUGCAUUUGUAGACCAAACUUCAAUGGAACUCACUGUCAGAUUGAUCGAAGGCCCACCAACCCUUGUUACUUCGAACGGUGCAAGAACGGCGGCACCUGCAUGCAACUGGGCCUCGGGUACAUGUGCUCCUGUUCAGAAGGGUACACUGGGACAAACUGUGAAAAUGUCGGCAGCUGGAAUACUCCCCCGGCUUCCACAGACACAAGCGACAUGUACAAUCCCCUCGGCGUGCUUCUGGGGGUGGUGCUGUCGCUGGUGGCGUUGGCGGCGGUGCUGGGGCUGCUCAGCUGGUGGAGGAUCAGCAGACGUCAGCAGCAGCUUCGAUACUCAACGCGUCAUGAGCUUGGCAACCACGUGACCAGUCGGAUUCAUCGUAACAGUCGACUGUCGUCCACGUCUGAUAACGUGGUGACGUCGGUGAGCGAGGUCGUCGAGCGUGGGUCUCAUUACGGACCAACGUAUGCACCGUAUGACCCCACGUUAUUCCUCCCCCCGGCCUAUUCGCUGGCCGUCAACGACCCCAAGUACUGCGGCGACGACAACCUGCAAGGACCGCCACCGUCGUACGAAGAAACGAUGACGUUAGGGUCGGAGUCCGUUGGAGGCGAUGAGGCCAGCAGUGAGACUCGACCACCUGACCCGCGGCCACCGGAAGGUCGCGGUGACACUGCGGCGUCAGCUGACCAGACAGGGGAGAUAAUCAGCUAAUUAGCGAGUUGAGCCUGAUUCACAGGUUGAUUACAUAUGGUGGUGAGAGAAUUGCAAACGAUGCUUAGCCCAGCCCUGGACAAAGGCGAUAAUUAGUCGUGAUUAUAGUUUUCCUCAAGGGGAUAAUCAGGGGGCGAUAACUAGUGAAACGUCCACGACGAUAGCAUGCCUUAGCUGUAACAUAUCGAGAGGGCGAUAAUCAGAGUGACUUGUAUGACUGAAGCUGUGAGUUGGUGGGAGGAUGGUGUUUUACUCAGAAUCAGCAACUAAAGCUAUAUCAUGGCAAGCCAGUCAGCCCUGUAAGAAACGUGCAGAAAAAGAACAGCGUGCCCGAGACGAGAGUUGAACCCAGGACACCCAACCUUCACUGUAUUGUGACAGGCGCUAACCGCUGCGCCACCAGGCCACACGUGAAGCUGGCAGACUCUUAAAGACACUGGAUCAAGGGCAAUAAUAAUGAAGGUGAUGGCGCUAGUGUGCCUUUUACAGUCGACAUAGUUCUGAUGAUGAGUGUUCAAUUACAUCGCUCAUCUAAUAACGAUGACGGACUGCAGAGACAGACGAGGACUGACCAAUCCCGACCCCGGAGUGAUGCCACAGGGAGUCACAUCUGAUUUUAUUCUCCCAUUUUAAUAAGUGAAAUUGCUCUUGGCAUUUUAUGUGCGCAUAUAAUUCUGUUUGUCGCAUUCAUGACGCAUGCGGGUACCAUAAGCGGACACAGGUAUGAAACCAAACCAAGAAUGUGCGAGUCAGACAGCUAUGCAUGUAUGGUAUGCCGUGUUGUGGUGACAUUUAAUUGUUUAUGAGGCUAAUUUGUACGGACACAAAUCCAUCACUGGGUACAUUCGUGUUGAGACCAUUGAGGACACAGCAGCCACCUGUGACCGUCGGUUACCUGGGUACAAUGGACACGCAAGGACACGUACAAUAAAACGCGGACUUCUAAAUGCGUGCAAACGGAUGACAAAAAAUAUUCAAAAAUGAGCUGGCAAUUACUGAAACAUGAAGGUGUGCUAUCUGUUAAUAAAUAAUACCUCGAUAAAAAUAAAA
Pomacea canaliculata is the source of this 2347-nucleotide messenger RNA. Its product is annotated as delta-like protein A. Gene Ontology annotation, biological process: establishment or maintenance of epithelial cell apical/basal polarity; heterophilic cell-cell adhesion. Lineage: Eukaryota; Metazoa; Mollusca; Gastropoda; Architaenioglossa; Ampullariidae. The record is from RefSeq and is a predicted model, not a curated record. Gene Ontology annotation, molecular function: calcium ion binding. The transcript has 4 exons. Gene Ontology annotation, cellular component: protein-containing complex; plasma membrane. The coding region runs from base 470 to 1297 and encodes 275 amino acids.